AUGUCAACAGCAAGUACAAAAUCCGGUAGCAAACAAAAGGUCUGCGCGAAACAAUUGGGGGCCCCACACUCUGUCAACGUGUGUAUCAUUCGAAACCAAUUAAACAUGAAAGCAGGUGUCCCUAGAAUCUGUUGGAAAGCAUAUGUUUGCUUCCGGAGGAACAGAAACUGUCUCCUUGGCGAGCUUUCGUUCAAAUUCCUUCAACUGGGCCAUGAAUUUCGAAUUUCUGUGCGAACGUCUUGCAGUAACUUGAUGGUGAUGGCGGAAACCGUUCCACAGCUGAAGGAUUUGGACAGCAACAGCGAAAACAUCGUUAGUCCGUCGGAUAUUUUGCCCUGUGGUACGAUGAAAUUUCCCGACGGGGGUACAUACGUUGGCGAGUACAAGCUUGUGGAGAAGGACCAAAUCCCUGAAUACGUAUAUCACGGAAAGGGCAGCUACACAAGGGGAGGCUACAGCUGCUCCGGGGAAUGGCGGGAGGGGCAGUUUGCAAGAGGAACAAUAAAGUUUGAGGGCGGAGACACGUUCGACGGGCAGGUGUUUAACGGACUCUUCCACGGUUGGGGCCGCUACACUUGGGCGGAUGGUGAACAGUCCUACGAAGGAACGUGGAGUCAUGGUCUCAUGGCAGGGACAGGAACGUUGUGCGUCAAGGCGCCUGUGCCUCUGAGGCUCCGUCUUAAUGAGGUAUCUGAGGCAUCAAAAAUGUCUUCGCGGCCAUGCCAAGUUGUCACAGGCUGCUUUCGUCGAGGCAGAUUUCACGAGGCUCCAGGCGUCCAAAUGGUUAACCUGGCCGAAUUCACGAAAACGUAUGUAGCCGAAUGGCGGGAAGUAGCCAUAAAUACUCUACGUGACUUGGACACAGCCCUCAAGCAAGGACUAGAUAUAUCUGGCUACAUAGCCGGCAUUGGGACAGGGUCAUUGGCGGCAGUGGCGUCUGUUUCAGGUGCCGGGACCUCGAAAGGCGUCACGAAACUAACGUCCGAAGGAAAUGCAUCUGUUGAACCAGACUCUCGUGCGAGAGGUGCGAAGAAAACGAAUACCCGAACCACGACCAGAGGCCUUCCUGGCAAGCAGGGAUCCUCCACCAUCGCGGGCUUUGAAGCCAAACAGCGAGCCUGCUGGGCCUCGGGCGAAUUCGGCGCUGAGAAAUUUGUCGCACCUCCUUACCCACAGGUAUCCGAUUUUCACGCUGAAGGGAUUUCUCGUUUAAUGGGCGUCGUGUGUGGCGACAUCAGUGGCAGUCCUGCAGUACCAUGUGAGGUGCGCGUCCCACUGUCAGAUGCCGAACUGGGUCAGCUCGUGACAGUGGAUCCAUCACGAGUUUCUAACGAAGGACGAAAAUUUGGCCGUGGCUCUGGACAGAUUAUAGAAGUGACAGCGCGCAUGGAUGGGUCAAAUUCAUUGUUAGCGUCAAUCGCUAUGGUAAACUGCAACCAUCUCACAUCAGUUUCUGCUGCGGCAAGUUUCCAAAUCAUAGGACUCUCUUUGCCCUCUCUACAGCAACUGCGCAGGUUAAAGUAA
Messenger RNA from Neospora caninum, 1524 nucleotides. Its product is annotated as putative MORN repeat-containing protein. Bases 1 to 1524 code for a protein of 507 amino acids. The transcript has a single exon. NCBI's taxonomy places the organism in Eukaryota, Apicomplexa, Conoidasida, Eucoccidiorida, Sarcocystidae. The record is from RefSeq and is a predicted model, not a curated record.